ACUAGUCGGCCAGCUUUUAGAGCUGAGCUGCACCGCCUACAGUCACAAUGCUUUCCGAGGGAGGACUUGUUCUGUGAAACCUCACUUUACAGGAACACUUCAGCCUGAUGGCGGCCGAGGGCCCGAUCAUCGAAGAGGACUUGCUUUGUCCUCAGUGCACCGGCAUUUACUGCUUUCCCGUUCUUUUAAAAUGCGGCCACAAUAUUUGCAGGGUUUGUUUGUACAAAUUCUGGGAAUGGAAAGGAUGUCGGGAAUGUCCUGUGUGUGGCUCCCUGUCUGUCCCCGAGAGGCCUCCCAUCAAUUUGGCACUAAAGAUAGCUGCGGACAAAUAUCAAGUGCAGAGGAACAGCAAGAAUCAAGAGGCCUGUGCUCUCCACAACGAGAAGCUGAAGGUUUUCUGCAGGAACGACGAAGAGCCCAUCUGUCUCAUCUGCCAAAUCUCAAAGCAGCAUAAAGUGCACGACUGCUGCCCGGUAGAGGAAGCGGCCCAACAGAAAAAGACAGAAAUUACAACCAUGCUGGAGACCCUGAAGAAAAAGCUCAGAGAACUGAACAAGACAAAGGAGCAAUGGGAGGAAACCAAGACUUAUAUUCAGAUCCAAGCUCGUCAAACCGCAACAGCAAUUAAAGAGGAGUUUGAGAAGCUGCACCAGUUCCUUCGGGAGGAGGAAGCUGCGAGACUGAGCGCGCUCAAGAACGAAGAGAAAACAAAGUUCCAGGUGAUGAGUCAAAAGCUGGAAAACAUCAAAGACCAGAUUGAAACUCUCUCAGCCACCGUCAGCUUUGUCCAGAUUUCCCUCGGAGAAAAGGAUUUACCAUUUUUACAGGACUACAAGCAGACCAAGAAAAGGCUCAAAUGCAACAUUCGGCAACCAGAAUGUGUCAGAGACAUUCUGAUCAAUUCUGCAAAGCAUCUGGGUUUACUUAAAUUUGGAAUUUGGAAGAAGAUGGUCAGCAUUGUCCAAUAUGUUCCCGUCACUCUGGAUCCAAACACGGCCCAGACCAACUUACAGUUCUCUCAAGACCUGACCAGUGUGCAUUUCGGCAAAAAGCAGCCCCUGCCCGACAACCCCGAACGCUGCACCAGCCGCGUGAGUGUGCUCGGAGCUACUGGCUUUACGUCUGGGAGACACAGCUGGACGGUGCAGAUGGGCCGAGGCAAAGACUGGUACAUUGGAGUGGCCAGGGAGUCCAUCAAAAGAAAGAGCACCAUCUUCCUCAACCCCACUGAAGGUUUCUGGGUAGUUGGACUCUGCAACGGAGACUCAAUGUGGGCUCAGACCUCCCCUCGGACCAAGCUCGCCAUGAAGCAGAAGCCUGAAAAGAUCACUGUUGAGCUGGACUAUGACAAAGGAAAGGUGGUCUUCAUCAAUGCCGCCGACAUGACGACGAUACACACGUUCAAGGACAAAUUCACAGAGAAGAUCUUCCCCUACUUCUCCCCCGGAUUCUGUGACGACGGGAAAAACACAAGUCCACUGACCAUCUGCCCGCUAACAAUAAAUGUAGAUGUAAAAUAGACCUAUGUACAGUAGACACAUCUCUGUACAGAUGAACAAAAGACAAAGAGUUUAAUAUUAGAAUGGUGUGCUGUCGCUACUAGGAAUUGUUGAUGAUUCAUUGUACAGUACAACACUGUAUGGAAUAAAGGUCAGAGAAGCGCUAUACAGCUGUAUAACGUUUGUCAAUCAAUUUCUCUGGAAUAUGUGAGAAAACAGUACACCCAUCCCCUUUGAUUUCAAUGUUCGGUGUGGCUCCGAUGACUGUGACUCUCUCUGGACACUGUUGGAACACGAUGGCCUUCUGCUCUUUGUUGGCUAGGAGGCUUAUCCUGUUUAAAUGGAAGGACACUCUCACCCUAACCUAUGGUCAAUGGAUUAUGGAGGUUGUGAGUCAUGUUCAUCUAGAAAAAAUUAGAUAUUGUAAGAGGGUCUACUAGAAAAUUUUAUGCCAUUUGGUAGCCAUUUAUUUCCUGUGAAGAAUGCAUGGCAGCUACUAACAUAACUAUGUUGCGCAAAAUGUGUGUGUGAAUGUCUAGAGAUAUAUGUGAACUUACUGCAGGUCCAGUACAUGUGGGUGGGGGGG
This is a messenger RNA of Mugil cephalus (flathead mullet), 2085 nucleotides long. Its product is annotated as zinc-binding protein A33-like. The transcript has 6 exons. The record is from RefSeq and is a predicted model, not a curated record. The coding region runs from base 108 to 1520 and encodes 470 amino acids. Gene Ontology annotation, molecular function: zinc ion binding; protein binding. Lineage: Eukaryota; Metazoa; Chordata; Actinopteri; Mugiliformes; Mugilidae.